UCUGCUAUCACUAUAAAGUUCAUGCCUGUGAGAUCACUGAACAAAAAUGCUCAACCUCUGAAGUCAUCCAUUUCUAUUUUUAUCUCAACUGGGGUCCUAAAACCGGUAGCUAUAUAAAAUAUGUAAAUAAGUGUGUGACAGGUUAGACUUUCUCUUUUUUGUAUAAUUAUGUUUAUUCGCGUUUGUUUAUUCACGUUUGUUUAUUCACGUAUGUUUAUUCACGUUAUUCACGUUUAUAUCUCUACAUUUACCUUUACAGAGUCCUACAAAACCAUACUUGGCGCCUCCACAAUCACACACUUACUCACACACAUGAUACUUUAAUGUCCGUUUACACAUAAAUUUGUCUUGCAUUACAGCUCAGCAAUCAGCAAAGAAAGCCAUUAAAAAACAAUAACAUUUAAGAUCGAAAAAAUAUUCACGCCACAUGUAAUAGGUGUAGCCUACACAAAGAUAAUGUCCGUUAGACUAUGAGUGAGGGAUCUACAUGCAUGCACUUACACAUACCCAAACACACUAACACACCUACACACACACACAUUGUUCUCCAUAAGGUUCCCCUGUGCGGCCUUUGUAUCUUAACCAACUUUUGAUUAUAAUGAUUCAUAUAUGUCCUCAGCCAUACUCAUUGCUUUUUCUAUACUUAAACGGGGGGUUCAUACCGACAGUAGGCCUACUCAGUGACUUCGAGAAACGGAUAUCUUUGUGAAAAAUCCUUUAAUCCUUUAAAUAGUAUUUCAUCAAUCCUAUAAUACCUGUGUAUCUUUCCAAUGCUUUAAAAUUAAACUUUUCUCUUUUUGUUCCCUCUAUUUAUUUUUUCCCUAUAGAGCAACCAUGCCGUACGCUAGUGAUAAACUCUACAAGGAAUAUGUGCGGAGAAAUAUGGCUCGUUUCGCAACCCAGGUGAAAGUGAGAGAGAUCCUCCCUCACCUGUCCUGUCUGACACAAACUGACAGGGAGGAAGUGGAGGCGAAGCGGGAAAUGACCGGGAACUAUAACGCCAUGCAGCUGCUGAUUGAUAACCUGAAGCGGAGGGAGAACUGGCCUGAGGAGUUCAUCAGGGCUCUAGAGGAGUGUGAGCACAGCACGCUCGCCCAGGAGAUGAGGGACGCUUACGAGGCCCUGAAACAACCCAAUUCCACAGAAAUGAUGCCUCAGCAGGCAGCUGGUGUCUCUGACAGCCCAGGAGCUGUAACCACCGUUCACAUUCACCCUCCCCCGCCAGCAGACAGUGAGCCGGCCCAACCACCAGUCCCCGCAUCCUCUCCUAGUGUGGCUGCUGCUGAACCCGCUGCUGAGCCCACUGCACCUGCCCCAGUGUCCAGCCCUGAGGCUCUGGUCACCCCCGACGUCACCAGCCGGCCAGCUCCACCAUCCGACGUGGCUGCGGAUGCAGCACCGGCUCCCGAAAGCAUUCCACCGGCUAUCGCUGAGGUUCCGGAGGUUCCCCCGACAGAGGAAGCCCAGGCUCCAGACUUGGCGUUCCCUCUGAGCCUGACGUCCUUGACGGCCCCACAGACACGCGCACGCGCGCUGCUCCUGUGGAGCUCUCGGAGUUCAGCCUGCCUCCGGAUCCACAGCCCCCCGCCGAAGAGACCACUCUAGGGUCCCCAGAGCAAACAAGAGCUCCCAUUCAAGAGACGAGCUCCCCCAACUGCAGAGUGGACCCGCCUGUGCAAGAACCAGAAGAGACAUCGGAUCCCACCAUGCACCAGGUCAGCAUGGAGCAGCGGCCGGCAGAACCGACUGAAGAUGAAGAAGUCCAGCCUCCACCACCCGACAUGCAGAACAUCACCCCACCUGCACCUGCUCCUGCUCCUGCUCCUGUCUCUGCCCCUGUGGUUGCCAUGAUACACCAGCCACCUCCCUCACUAUUGGACAGCAAGCCUGGGGUUCUUCAAAGUGUGGUCGAAGUUUGCUCGCCUUCCCAAGAGCUGGUCACAGAGACUCAACCUCUGGAGCCUUGCUCGUUUACGACGGAUGAUAUGGAGUUGAGCACACCUGCUAGUACCUUGGCAUCUGAGGUAAAUUCAGAGAUUGCCCCAAGGGCCAACACUGAUGAAUGCCCUGAACCAGUCCCUCAGCUGGACACAGCUCCCAGUCUUACUGAAACUUACCACACCCAAGAGCCAAGUGCCAGUGACAAUGGCAGUCCUUCCCAUCAGCCAAAUGGCCUCUUAGAUGACCAAGCCCCCUCUCCCCCUCACACCCCAACAUCCUUGUGCAAUAGUUCCUUGAGUUCCCAGGAGCAAAGCACAUUGGUACAUGUAGUCCAUGUCUCUCAGGACCCAUCAAUCCAGAAUCAAGAUGGGCAAGAGCAAAGCAUAGUGGGAAAUGGAGUUUCCAGUGAGGACACAUCCAUGGUUAACCACAGUGACACGCAAAGUGAGGCAAGUCUGGCAGAGCCAACUAGUAACCACCAUAAUCUCACCCCAAGCACUGUGGGAAAUGAAGUCCAUUUGAGCCCAGUGAAAGAGGAGGCCUCGGCCACAGG
This is a messenger RNA of Alosa alosa (allis shad), 2494 nucleotides long. Its product is annotated as translation initiation factor IF-2-like. NCBI's taxonomy places the organism in Eukaryota, Metazoa, Chordata, Actinopteri, Clupeiformes, Clupeidae. The transcript is spliced from 4 exons. The record is from RefSeq and is a predicted model, not a curated record. Bases 835 to 1605 code for a protein of 256 amino acids.